This is a messenger RNA of Chlamydomonas reinhardtii, 2580 nucleotides long. RefSeq lists its product as uncharacterized. Bases 46 to 1527 code for a protein of 493 amino acids. Lineage: Eukaryota; Viridiplantae; Chlorophyta; Chlorophyceae; Chlamydomonadales; Chlamydomonadaceae. The record is from RefSeq and is a predicted model, not a curated record. The transcript has 9 exons.
CAUUAGUCCACUCAGCGUCUUUCCCUCGACGCGAGGGCUCCCGUAAUGGCGACCAAACUGGCGACCAACUUGUGCCAAGCGACGGUGCUGGCAGCUUUUGUCGCCCUUCACUGCGCACACCUGGCACAAGGGCAUGGCUAUCUCAAAUCUCCCAUCAGUAGGAACUACGCGGCGCGUCUGAACAACAGAUUCUACUGCGAGCAUUGUGGGCAGGGCAAUGGAGCGCCUCCGGAUGUCUGUGGCAAUCCAUUUCAGGGCAGCACCGGCGUCAACUUCACUGACCCCUAUACCUGGUUCGACGGCUUCAAAGCCACAUGGACGCAGGAACAGGAGGUGGACAUCACCAUCUACCUCUCCACCAACCACGGCGGCCGCAUGGCGAUGCGGCUGUGCCCCCGCGACCGUUUCGGCCUCUACCCCACCUGCUUCAACGAACCGGCCAACCAGCUGCGCCGCGUGUCGCCCGACCCCAAGUACAACGGAAAGGUCUACUGGUACCUGAAGCCCAGUGAUGCGGAGAUCACCCAGCGCUUCCGCCUGCCGCCCGGCGUCAGCUGCUCCAGCGGCUGCGUGCUGCAGUGGUGGUGGGUGGGCUAUCAGAACUGCUACCUGCCCUGCGCCGCGGCGGCAGACGACGUGGCCGGGGAAUGCGGUGUGAGCGUCAACGGCGCCGGCGUGUGCUCGUCCAUCACCCAGACUGAGCAGUUCAACAAUUGUGCGGAUGUCCUCAUCCUGCCACCCGGCAGCAACGGAGGCGGCAGCACAUCCAGCCCGCCUAAGCCCCCCAGCCCAUCGCCACCCAGGCCAUCCCCUCCCAGCCCCGCGCCUGCAGCCGGCACCCCGCCCCGUCCUCCCACCCCGCCUCAGCCGCCGUCUCCCAAGCCACCCGCGCCCGCGCCGCCCUCGCCCAAGCCGCCUUCACCCGUGCCGCCCAGCCCGCCCCCGCGCCCUCCGACCCCGCCCUCGCCUCCGGGCCCGGUGUGUGCGCCCGUCACUGAUUGGAAGUGCACACAAUGUGGAGUGCUGGCUAACACAGCCGCCGCCGCGCUAGGCACCGGACUGGAUACCCCGUGCCGCGAGUGCGCCGGCUCCAUGACGGACGCCUGGGCCUGCCACAACUGCUUUGCCGGCGCCACUGAUCGGGGUAUGGUGCUCGGCUGCCUGUCCUGCGCGCGCUCGGCCGGCAGCAGCGGCGGCUGGUGCUCGCAGGUUUGCGCCGCGAAGUCACCAGACGGCCCCACGUUCAGCCGCUGCCGCGCCUGCGCCGUCAACAGUGGGACGCCAUGGGACUGCAACACCUGCUUCGAGAAGUCUGGAGGCAGCGCCGCCAAGAGGGACGCAUGCCUGGACUGUGUCGGCGCACGGCUGGGCGGCUGGGCUUGCGGUGAGUGCACCGCCAAGCCCACCGCCUGCGAGCAGCAGCGAUGCAUCGACUGCCUGCGCGCCCAGCCCAACAACAGCUGGGGCUGCUACAGCGCGAGCUAUGCCGCCGCGUGUGCUGGCAGCAGCGGCCGCAGGCUGCUGUAGUGACCGCAGGAACUUAGCAAUGGCAGCAGUAGCAGCAGCGGCACUUGAAAUAGAAACGGCGUUGCAGGGUGUACCUGGCUUAUUUCCGGGAACUGGAUGGAUUUCUUUGACCAAGAGCAUUCAUAUUGCAAUCGAUAACAGUCAUAUUCCUGUACAUAACACCCAUCUUCAGUCCUGUGCAUGGCGUGGAACGGCGUGAACGGACGGCUAGCAUCUCUUGGGUGGGGCGUGCGUAAGCAAUUGCGUGCCGCCGUGGCGUCUGCAACGACGCCCUUACCUGAAUCCGGUUGCAAAUGUGGAUGGCACUGUGGGUGGCAUUAUGUGGCAAUACCCUGGAAGACGUACGAGGCUGUGAUGGUGAACUCACAAGCAAAGGACCGCAAGUGUGCGGCGUAUGAGGCCCGGGAUGCGCACCGGUGCGGGACGGCCCCUGGCAGGGCCUCCCGGCGUGCUGGCCUUGCAAGACGGUGGAACGCUGAUGAAGGUCGGCAUGGGCACACGGGGCCACAAGGUGGUACAGAGCGUGUUAUUCAUGUACUCACAAGAUUCAUGAAGGUUAACUUUGCGGUAUUGCGCGUAUUCGCAACAUGAACAAUGCGUGGGCAAUGCGCCAACGCGUUCGGGGCGUAAGCGUUGGCAACGGCGAUGAUGUCGGUGGCAGGUGCAGAGCUGCCAACCGUUCUUAAGACUGCCGCGAGUUUGUAUUCGUGAGCUUCUAGAAUCAAUGCAGAGGAUAGCUGUCGUGUCGCGGGAACUGAGGUGGUCCCAAACAAUUGGUCUUGAGGUCGAACUGGGGGUUGCUGUACGGGGUUGCUGGCCGGCACACGGCGUGCGGGUUUUGAGAGACAUGAAGGGCCGCCCGCCGACCGGCCUGUCUAUUUUGUUCACACCAUACAUAUUGAAUUUUUGCGAUAAAAAUAAUCGCUCGUAAUAUGGCUGAAAACACGAGGAGUGACGAAGCGGCGGCCAGCAGAACGCUUCCAGGCUGGCACGCUGUGCUUCAAGUCCCACACCAGUUACACGUACAUCGUCUAACAUUACUAUUCGGGAACA